GUGUGUUUUUGUUGCAUUAUUGUAUGCGAGGGUAUAAUUUAAAAAAUAUAUACUUAUAAUCGAAUAACUUUCUGAGAGAUAUUGGUUGUGUCAGAUUUUGCCAUUAUGUUACCAACUUUUCUGUGAUAUGGAAGUUAUUCGUGCUGGCAACGGUGUAUGGCCCUUUUUUUUGUAGACAAGGCUUUGUCGAAGGUGCUCAAAGUUUUUGAAACUGGAACUUGUGAAAGGUACAGCUACACCACACUACUUUGUAGGCCUAACACUAUCAACAGUAACUAACAGAGUGCAUAAAAAACUGACGCUUGCGUCUUUUUGCCGAACGAUUGUGAAGUUUUGUGAAUAAUAACCUCUUAUUUACUUAAAGAAUUGAGAACGAAUUAGUAUUUGUUUUUUGCCGAAGUUAACUUUCUAGAUAAAUUUGUACACUUUACUAGGUUUGAUGUUUUUAAAUCCUUUUUUGAAGCUUUUCUUAAUUAGCGUAUGAGAAUGUUUUUUAAGUUACUUUACUUCUAGUAAAGUACAGUGGUAUGCCCCAGUGUAAAGUGUUUGUAUAAUUAAUAAUUAACCAUUGCUUAAUCAAUUUGGUAAUUGGUAGACCAACGAAAGGUAACGUUAUUAUUGCGGCUGAGUCAUACUGUUUAUUGUUCAAUUAAGACUGUAAUUCUAUUCAACAGCUGGGAAAAUACGUUGAAAACGUUUAAAUACAAAAGACUUAAGAGGUAUUUUAUGCCAGGUCACAAAAGUUCACUGUAAAUCCAGGUUGGUGUGACAGUACAUUAGUUCAGAUUUAUAAAUGUACACUUUAUAAAAACAAAAUUAUAUGUAAAAUUGCUGUAACAGAUUAGGGGAAAAGGUGAAUCAUGCUCUAUAUAAAUUCUAUGUGAAUUUACAUUCCUUGCUGGGUGUUUUAUGUUGUGCAAGAAUAGAACAUUUGUUCAAAACUUAUUAGAAGUUGUAUUGUGUCAUUUUAUAUAUAUCCAUUGCAAGUAACAUAGCAUUCGACAGGUGAAACUUUUAAAAUGUCGGCAAGCAGUUCUAGUAGCAGUCAUAGCAAUGCUUCAUCAAGUGGUGUACCGUUGUCUUCCACAGUAGUUGAAGCACAAGAUAAGAACAGUAGUGAUAGUACUGAUAAAUUGUAUCCUUGUCACUUAUGUAAGAAGUCCUUUGUUGAGAAAGAGGUUCAUGUUCACAUGCCCUGUUAUUACAUCGACAUUUUGAGCUGUAAUGUUUGCAAUGAGAAGUUUAGCCACAAGACGGCCCUUCUCAACCACUGCCAAGCUCUGCAUGGAAUAAUAAACCCCACCGUGUGUGAUUUAUGUGGAAAGUGUUUCGCAACUACGGAGGACUUCCGUAACCACCAGGCUGUUCACAGUGGUGACAAGCCUUACCACUGUGAAAUUUGUUUUCAGUCAUUUCCGGAAAAGAUCCUUCUAAUGCAUCAUUUGCACACCCAUUACAGAGAAAAGCCCUUUCGAUGUGAGUACUGUGGCAAGGGUUUUACACUGAAAGGAAAUUUGAAGACUCACGUACAAGGUCACGAAGGUAUAAAACCAUUUAUAUGCGAUAUUUGUGGGAAGGCAUUUGCCCAAAAAAUGGGUUUAGAGUAUCAUAAAAAUUCUCAUUCGGGAAAGAAACCAUAUCCUUGUGAAAUCUGUGGUAAGUGUUUUAGUCAGCAUGGUAACAUGAAAACUCACAUGUUGAUCCACACCGGAGAACGUAGAUUUCCUUGUCCCGAGUGUGGCCGACUGUUCACGCAGAAGGGCAACAUGAAAACCCAUGUAAAGCUCCACUUGAAGCAGCCAGUAAUGCAGAAACCGUAUCAGUGUCCCAUCUGUAAAAGAUCCUACGUAACCCAAGCAAGCUUGCAGUGUCACAUAGUGCGUCAUCAAGAAAUCUCUCUUUUUCAGUAUAGAAAUACACAACCAACUACUACUACUACAUCACAGUAAGAAAUGUUUAGAAAACGUCAGUUGUUGAAGAGUUCUUUCAAGUCCUUCUGAACUUGUAUAUUUUAAACUUUUUUUUUUCGUUGUUGUUGUUGCGUAGGAAAGGCUUCAUAUAUAUUUGUUUAAAACAAGAAUGGCUGUGUAGUUUUUUCAUCUUGUUUAUGUUACUAAUCUUCUGCCUUGUGUGUGUUGCAGUUGGAAAAUAUCACACUGUUAUUAUUAAUUCACCAAAGACGUGGUCUGUCCAGAUCAAAUUUGGGUACAAUAACCAACAGCUUUCAUUGCCAAGCAAGAUAUUGAUAAAUAUUUUUAAUGGAAUUUUUGAGAUUUAUAAUAAACAUUUGUAGAUAUGCACUGAAUACAUACUUCAAGAUAAUUUUCAUUUUGUGUAAUGGGUUAAGUCAUCCAAGAUGUGCUUCACCAUAGGGUUCAUCUCAAAAGUGCAUUAAAUCAAGCUAUAUUGUAUUGUUUUUUUGUUUUCUUUGUCCUGUAAAAAGUGACUAAAAUAUUAACUGAACACCGAAUUUUUGAGAACGAGGUUUUUGUAAUUUUGAGAGCAUACAAAUAUUAUAUAUGCAAUUACCAAAAAAGAAAACGUUUGAUUAUAUAUCUGUUAGAAUGUGUCAUUGUUGUCAGAUGUAUUUGAAUGUAAUUCACUUGUCAUUUACAAGAUACCAUUUUGGUACCUUUUGGGGGAAGUCUAUACCUUGUCAAGAUGAGGAUUUACUUUUAUUAGAUGUUCACUGAUAACUUUUCUUCCUUAUUUAAAUAAUGUGUAACUUUUGCAGUGUUGUGAAUAUAAUUAAUUUAAAUUUAACAAUAAAGCCAGAAGUAUGUACUAGUUCAGUUU
Molecule: messenger RNA, 2796 nt
Organism: Limulus polyphemus (Atlantic horseshoe crab)
Lineage: Eukaryota; Metazoa; Arthropoda; Merostomata; Xiphosura; Limulidae
Product: gastrula zinc finger protein XlCGF7.1-like
Exons: 1
Coding region: 1020-1949 (309 amino acids)
Biological process (GO): regulation of transcription by RNA polymerase II
Molecular function (GO): RNA polymerase II cis-regulatory region sequence-specific DNA binding; DNA-binding transcription factor activity
Source: RefSeq, a predicted model, not a curated record